CACGCAUGGGCACGCCCGACAGUACCGAGCGCGGAUGUCACGCCAAAGUUAAACAGAAAGUGACUUUUGAUGGUGCAGGAGGAUAACAUACAACUGAAACAGCAACAAUGCGUGCCUGCCAUAAGAAGAGUCUUGGAUUGAUUGUGCUUAGUGGACUUGCGCUAGCCCUGUUUCAUGUUUGGAGCCCUGGGACUACCUCAGGAGUUGACAUACAGCCAAGACAGAGGAGUGAAAUACAUGAACUCCUUGAGAGGAAAGCUCUAAAUGCAAUCAGUGACUAUCCUGACAUCGCCUUCAAUAUAAAGGAGGAUGUGGCUUGUCGCUUGGCAAGAAAUACAUGUGUAUGCCUGGCUGAUAAGGAGUCCUUCCGCCUGCCUUUCGCCAAUCUGCUCUUCCCACGUGUGUGGGCCCACAAGUUCGACGUUGCAUUGUUACAAAAACAUCCUGACCCAGAAGGUGUUAAGCGGCACAGAGCUCAGGAGUACAACAGCUUUCAGAAGAGGUCAUACAAUCCUGCAGAUGCGCCUAUUAUAGCUGAGGCCAACAGUCCUCUUCAGUAUCCUACUCAGGGUGUGGAGGUGCGACCGCUCAAAACAAUCAUCAUUCCUGGUUUGGGUCUCAAAGAAAAAACAAAGCCUAACCACACGGUAUAUUUGACAGCAACACAGGGGACUUUUGAUGUUGCUGCUACAGUAGGCAUGGUUUCUGUUAAAGGAGGGGGAGAGAAGCACAUAAUACUCUCGAGUCCUCAGCUCUCUGCUCUGAACAAGCAGCUGCAGUUCAUCACCUAUACAAACACUGUGUUCCAUCCCAAUACAGCAGAUACAGUUCAAUUUGCAACAGAAGGUCAUCAGUCAUUUUUCACCAUUAAAGUUGGACACAAAAUCAUCCCAAGACUUUACAACUCUGGAUACCAAAAAGAGUACAAUAUUAGUGCUCUUGUUACUAUAGCCACCAAGACCUUUCUGCGCUACGACAAGCUCAAAGAACUCAUUGACAGUAUACGGCAGUAUUAUCCAACAGUCACCAUAGUGAUAGCAGAUGAUAAUGAACACCCUCAGCAAGUGACCGGGCCUCACAUUGAACACUACAUCAUGCCAUUUGGAAAGGGCUGGUUUGCGGGAAGAAACCUGGCAGUGUCUCAAGUGACCACCAAGUAUGUGCUCUGGGUGGAUGAUGAUUUUAUCUUCACUGCAAACACCAAGUUGGAGAAUAUGGUGGACGUCUUAGAGAAGACCACCUUGGAUCUGGUUGGUGGUGCAGUGAGAGAAGCAACAGGUUACACUGCAACAUACCGUCACACCAUAUCAGUGGAAGAGGGAGGAGAAGAGGGUGACUGUUUACAUUUUAGAAAAGGCUACUAUCAUGUCAUUGAGGGAUUUCCCAAUUGUGUGGUGGCUGAUGCUGUCAUCAACUUCUUCAUGGGGAGGACAUACAAGGUGCAGCAGGUGGGCUUCGACCCCCGCCUGGCACGGCGCGGUCAUCUGGAGUUCUUCGUCGAUGCACUGGGACACCUCCAUAUUGGCUCCUGUCAUGAUGUCAUCGUAAACCACACAUCAAAGAUUCAUUUACCCUGGACAAAAACAGAAUCCCAGAAGGCCUAUGAGAAAUUCCGUUACACCUCCUCCAGUUCUGAAUCUGACCUUUAUAACGAAAUAUUUUAUUUCAAAAACAGGUUCAAGUGCAAGACAAGUAACUGAAACCUGUGCUUCCACUUGUUUCUUUGCUGGUUUAAUGUGAGGAUGGAUGGAAAAUUAUUGUUUUCAGUUACGAUUAAGAACACAAGCUGUUGUUUACUGUUCGUUCACUGCCUAAAGACUUGCUGUUGUGUGGACAAAUUUUGAUCUGUGAACAGAACAUUCCUCCCUGAUAUAUUGGGAGAAAUCAAUGAAUCCAUAUCCUAUUCAUUAGACAUUAACCUCCAUUAUGCAAUAUUUACCCUCUAAGGUACACGCUAAAAAGGCCAUGUUUUUGGCCAUGCAAUCAUGCUGGCAAAGAUUGUGCAAAGAUUUGUUGUCUGCCAAGAACAAAUCCGACCAAUUUUGCAAACCCACUGACUCAUUGGGCCGUCAUUCAGAAAUGUCAAUGAAGUUGACAUUGUUGAAUCUCAAUGAAAUAUCUCGGCAGCUAUUGCAUGGAUUUCCCAUUAAAUGAGAUGUUCAUGGUGCCCAGGGAGUAAAUCCUGGUAACUUUAAUGAUGCCUUGACU
Messenger RNA from Scomber japonicus (chub mackerel), 2208 nucleotides. It is a transcript of the gene b4galnt1a, whose product is annotated as beta-1,4-N-acetyl-galactosaminyl transferase 1a. NCBI's taxonomy places the organism in Eukaryota, Metazoa, Chordata, Actinopteri, Scombriformes, Scombridae. Gene Ontology annotation, biological process: ganglioside biosynthetic process. Gene Ontology annotation, cellular component: Golgi membrane. The transcript has 11 exons. Gene Ontology annotation, molecular function: hexosyltransferase activity. Bases 108 to 1700 code for a protein of 530 amino acids. The record is from RefSeq and is a predicted model, not a curated record.